UUUUGGCAUUACCUGUCACACAUCACGACACUCGCAGACUUCAAAUAGCUUCAAAUACAUUUCGACAUCAAGGAAAACUCGUAAACAUAAGCAAUGGAGUAACCAGUGGGCGAUGAACCGGGAUUUCAUCUACAACUACCAGGAUGACGGGCCUAACACGUGGUCGAGGAUUGGCAGCACGCUCAACAAAUGGCUGUGGGGAGCGCUGUGUUGCGGAAUACCCGGCGUGCCCUGCUACUUCUGCACUUGCUGUAAGCAGCUGGACACCAUGACGGAGAGAGAACGCCCCAGAGUCAAUCAAGCGACAGGCACCGCGGAGCGGCUCUCCCGCCAACACCGGCCGAACGCACCACGUAGCAGAAAGGCGACGCCAGAGACGCUGUCCGCGGUGCGGUGCGCGCUCUCGCAGCUGCAGGGCGAGCCCGCGCCACCCCUCCCGCUGCCCGCGGAGCGUCGCACUCAGGACCCCGGCUGAUCAAGCGCCACCAGCGAUACGAUACUUUGUAAGAUUAAUAUUUAAAUGUUAUAUAAACGUACAUUUCUUAAUUUUAGUAUGUGUUUUUUUAAAUAAAUAGCUAUUUUGUGUUUACUUGAAAAAUAAAGCAAAAUGUCUUAUCACUCCUACAAGAAAAAAUCCGCAAUAAUUCCAAGUCGAUAAAGAGAUGCGACAGAUAUAUGUUGAAGCAGGCGCUGAAAUGAGAAUAUGAAGAGUUUUUUACUUAUUUUAAUAGCAGACGUAUAUUUUAUAGCUGCCUCUUUUGUAUGUCGAUAUUCAUAAAGUCGUUAUCCAAUGAUUCGUUCUUAUGAUUUGCCUGUCACUUAUGUUUAUAUAAUUGCAGUCUUGUAAAUGUUUGUAUUUAAAACAAAGGUAUAUCUUACAUUUUAAAUUGUUUUAAACUAUUUGAAUAGGACAAUUAAAUUAAAUGUAGCUGUCGCCAACGUCCAUACCACGUUGAAUACACCGGUUCUCGUCCGAUCACCGAAGUUAAGCAACAUCGGGCGCGGUCAGUACUUGGAUGGGUGACCGCCUGGGAACACCGCGUGAUGUUGGCUUUUUGUCGUUUUUUCUUAUUUUUUUUUUAACUUUACAAGUCUUUUUGUAAUUAUGAGACAUCUAUACAAACAAUUUGAAAUUUCAAUACAAAUAUUUUAAUUAAAUUCAAUUUGGUUGUUAAUCUUCGCAGAAGAUGGCGCUUUAUCCAUUAUUAUUGUUAAACACUUUUUGAAGCUGAUUAAUACAAGAAAUAUAUUUUA
Papilio xuthus (Asian swallowtail) is the source of this 1254-nucleotide messenger RNA. RefSeq lists its product as uncharacterized. The coding region runs from base 113 to 475 and encodes 120 amino acids. NCBI's taxonomy places the organism in Eukaryota, Metazoa, Arthropoda, Insecta, Lepidoptera, Papilionidae. The record is from RefSeq and is a predicted model, not a curated record. The transcript has 2 exons.